Diplodia corticola is the source of this 798-nucleotide messenger RNA. Its product is annotated as 40s ribosomal protein s3. Gene Ontology annotation, molecular function: structural constituent of ribosome; RNA binding. The record is from RefSeq and is a predicted model, not a curated record. Gene Ontology annotation, cellular component: nucleus; cytosolic small ribosomal subunit. Gene Ontology annotation, biological process: translation. The transcript is spliced from 4 exons. NCBI's taxonomy places the organism in Eukaryota, Fungi, Ascomycota, Dothideomycetes, Botryosphaeriales, Botryosphaeriaceae. Bases 1 to 798 code for a protein of 265 amino acids.
AUGGCCGCCGCCGCUGGUGCUCAGAUCUCCAAGAGGAGAAAGUUCGUUGCCGAUGGUGUCUUCUACGCCGAGCUGAACGAGUUCUUCCAGCGCGAGCUCGCUGAGGAGGGUUACUCCGGCGUCGAGGUCCGCGUUACGCCCACCGUCACCGACAUCAUCGUCCGCGCCACCCACACCCAGGAGGUUCUUGGUGAGCAGGGUCGCCGCAUCCGCGAGCUCACCUCCCUCAUCCAGAAGCGCUUCAAGUUCCCCGAGAACUCCGUUUCCCUCUACGCCGCCAAGGUCUCCAACCGUGGUCUGUCCGCCGUCGCUCAGUGCGAGUCCCUGAGGUACAAGCUCCUCAACGGUCUUGCUGUCAGGAGGGCAUGCUACGGUGUCCUGCGCUUCAUCAUGGAGUCCGGCGCCAAGGGUUGCGAGGUUGUCGUUUCCGGCAAGCUCAGGGCCGCCCGUGCCAAGUCCAUGAAGUUCACUGACGGCUUCAUGAUCCACUCCGGUCAGCCCGCCCAGGACUUCAUCGACACCGCCACCCGCCACGUUCUCCUCCGCCAGGGUGUCCUUGGUAUCAAGGUCAAGAUCAUGCGUGGUUCUGACCCCGAGGGCAAGGCCGGCCCCCAGAAGUCCCUCCCUGACUCCGUCACCAUCAUCGAGCCCAAGGAGGAGCAGCCUAUUGUCCAGCCCAUGUCCCAGGACUACGGCGCCAAGGCUAUUGCCGCUCAGCAGGCCGCUGAGCAGCAGAGGCUGGCCGAGCAGCAGGAGCAGGAGGGCCAGGAGGCUCCUGCUGAGUUCGCUCAGGAGUAA